GAGAGAGGGAAAGAGAGAGUGAUAGAUAGAGUGAGUGUGUGUGUGUGUGUGUGUGUGUGUGUGUGUGUGAGAGAGGUAGAGUCUCUCCUCGUCUCCGGUGCUGUGUGCAUUCGGAGCUGCCAUGAAUCCCGCCGCCGCGUUUCCGAUCUUGAUCUCCGCGCUGCUGCUGCCCGCCCACGGCCUCUACAUCGCCAGUAGCCUAGAUUCCCUGCAGCACGUGCUGGGGGACUAUGGACUGGUGAGGCCCGUGCUGAGCGACGCGCACGGCCGCUUCUUGUCGCACGCGGUGUCGUCGGGCGCAGCACGCGGGCAGUUCCGUAGGCGCUGGCGCAGAGAGGCGGAACCGGCCGCCGAGCCGCGGGGAGACGACGAGAGGCUCUACUACAACGUCACCGUCUUCGGCCGGGAGUUCCACCUGCGCCUGCGGCACAACACGCGCCUGGUGGCUCCCGGAGCCAAGAUGGAGUGGCAGACGCCGGGCGGCGCGCGCACGGAGGCGCUGCACACCGACUGCAUGUACGUGGGCGACAUCGCGGACGUAAAAGGAGCCUCAGUGGCAAUCAGCAACUGCGACGGCCUGGCAGGAAUGAUCCGAACUGAGAAGGAGGAGUUCUUCAUCGAGCCAGUGGAGACAGGACACCAAGUGAUAGAGCAGGAGGAUGGUGGUGGUGGUCGUCCUCACAUUGUUUACCGUUCUGCUGCUGUGAAGAAGCCUCCCGCCAGCCCACUCGCUGCAGGCCUUCAUUCCAGAGGUGCUGAUCUUCGAGGUCUACUGGAUUUGGAGACUCUGUACGAAGGAGUAGAGCGGAGUGUGAACCAGAGUCGGAGAGCUCGGCGUCAGUCUCCAGAGCGAGCCUACAACAUCGAGGUGCUACUCGGGGUUGAUGAUUCGGUGGUGCAGUUCCAUGGAGCCCAACAUGUCGAGAAGUACCUGCUUACACUCAUGAACAUUGUGAAUGAAAUCUACCAUGACCAUUCUCUGGGAGCACGGAUCAACGUGGUUCUGGUGCGAAUCGUCUUGGUGGAUGCCAAAAAGUCUACGAAUCUGAUCGAGCUGGGAAACCCGUCUCAGAGUCUGGAGAAUGUGUGCCGCUGGGCGUUUGAGCAGCAAAGGAAGGACACUAACGACAAAGACUACCAUGACCAUGCCAUUUUCCUUACACGCCAAGAGUUCGGACCAACAGGGAUGCAGGGAUAUGCUCCCGUGACUGGUAUGUGUCAUCCAGUCAGAAGCUGCACUUUAAACCACGAGGACGGUUUCUCCUCUGCCUUUGUGGUGGCCCACGAGACCGGUCAUGUGCUGGGAAUGGAGCAUGAUGGUCAGGGGAAUCGAUGUGGGGAUGAGGUGCAGAUGGGCAGCAUCAUGGCUCCCCUGGUGCAGGCUGCAUUCCAUAGGUUCCACUGGUCUCGCUGUAGCCAGCAGGAACUGGGCCGCUAUUUACACUCGUAUGACUGCCUGAGGGACGACCCGUUUGAGCACACGUGGGAGGAGCUGCCCCAGCUGCCAGGCCUGCACUACUCCAUGAACGAGCAGUGUCGCUUUGACUUCGGCGCCGGAUACAUGAUGUGCACAGCGCUGCAAAAGGUGGGGCCGUCAGGAGCACAGUACCGCCCCUUUGACCCAUGUAAGCAGCUGUGGUGUGCUCAUCCAGACAAUCCUUUUUUCUGCAAGACCAAAAAAGGACCGCCGAUCGACGGCACCAUAUGCGGUGACGGCAAGCACUGCUUUAAAGGGCACUGCAUGUGGCUGACUCCUGACAUCAUAAAGCGAGAUGGGAACUGGGGCAUGUGGAGCGAGUAUGGGGCCUGCAAUCGGCCCUGCGGCAGAGGACUACAAUUUCGCACUCGUGCGUGUGACAACCCACGUCCUGCAAAUGGUGGACGCACCUGCCCAGGCUCUAACUACCAGUUCCAGGUGUGUAACCCUCAUGAGUGUGAGGAUCCGUACCGGGACUACAGAGCCGAGCAGUGCAGCUUCAUGGACAGCAAGUUUGAGUACCACAACAUGAAACACCACUGGCUGCCUUAUGAGCACCCUGACCCUAAACAGCGCUGCACCUUGUACUGCCAGUCCAAAGAGACACGAGUGGUGGUGAACAUGCAGGAGCUGGUGGAACCAGGCAUCCGCUGCUCCUACAAAGACCCCUACAGCGUGUGUGUGUAUGGCGAGUGUGAGAAAGUGGACUGUCAGAACGUGGUGGGUUCACCAAUUCUGGAGGACAAGUGCGGUGUGUGUAGUGGGGAUGGAACCAGCUGCAAGACUCACAGGUUCAAUUUCACCUUUGCCGAUAAGAAAGGUGUUAUUAAAGUGCUUGAAAUUCCAAGAGGAGCAAGACAUCUGCUUAUCCAGGAACUCAAUGGAACAGCUAAUAUUUUGGCUGUAAAGAACAAAGCAACUGGUGAUUUCUUCCUGAACUCUCAUGGAGAUUACCCAGAAACCCGUUCAGUCAUCGAGAAAGGACUGGAGUGGCAGUACGAGAACAAGAAUUUCAAAGACACCAUUCAGACAGAUGGACCUUUGAAGAAUGAUGUUGUUAUCAUGAUCCGGAUGCACAGCUCAGCACGGGUGAAAGUGUCAAUCAAAUACAUCACCAACUUUGACCGUUUGAGUGACAGAUCCAACGAGAACAACAUGGUGCCUGACAAUGCCGUUCCCUACUCCUGGGUGGUCAAGAAGUGGACGCCGUGCUCCAAGAGCUGUGGGACAGGCACACAGAUGACACGCUAUGGAUGCCGUAAGAACUCCGAGAUGAGGCUGGUGAACCGGCGCUUCUGUGAAAAAAUCAAAAAGCCUUCUGUAAUUUUCAGGGACUGCUACCUACGAGAAUGUGCUCAGCCCAUUUGGGUGACUGGAGACUGGGGUGAGUGCAGUAAGUCCUGUGGCAGGUUUGGGACUCAGACACGCUCUGUGCGCUGCGUUCAGCCACUCAGAGAUGGAAAGUUCAAGUCGAUUCGGAGUCGAUACUGCAACGAUGAACGUCCAGAGGCGAGACGUGACUGCAACCGCAUGCUCUGUCCUGCUGAGUGGAAACUCGGCCCGUGGUCACAGUGUUCAGUGACGUGUGGCAAAGGUACACAAGAGAGGCAGGUGCUCUGUCACACUCGUGACAACACUAUCGGACUGUGUUUGGAAUCCAAACCUCUGGCACUGAGAUCCUGCAGCAUGGACCCCUGCUCAAAGGGCAUGUCAGACUUUAACAAGCACGGCAACUUCCUGAUUCAGUGGCUCUCUCGUCAAGACCAUAAAUCUCCGGUGCAGAGGUUUUCAAGCUCACAGUGUCGCACAGACCGCUCUAUGUUGUGCAAGAUGGCGACGCUGCAGCAGUAUUGCAAUAUACCUGCAUUCCAGCGCAUCUGCUGCAAUUCCUGCAGCAAGGCCAACACAACAAACAUCAUCCCUACAACAAUAGUGGCUCAUCCACUAACUACACCAAGAGUGAGUACCACAAGCCCGGGUUUCAUUGUAAAAACCACAAGAGCUCCUCCAACUGUGGCAGUGAUGAGCAGCACGACAAAUAGCGUUUCAUCUAGAGAAUAUAAUACCUGGGAAUAUACGAUCCUCACAACAGCCACAAGGGUAGAAGCUACAACUCAGAGCAUUCGUUUAAACACACCGAGCAACUUCUUGCCGAGAACAUCUAAGUCAUUCGAUCUCACAACCCAGAGUGCAAACGAUAACGUCACAUUGUCUAUUAAAGGUGAUGCGAUACAAAAUAAUACAGAUACCACUGGAAUAAAUCAGUUAGAUUUCACUUCAGUGACCAUCCCUGGUGCUGACUUUAAUGGAUUACAAGUUGGCAGUGGCUCCCAGCCUGGAAAAGUCGGAACAAUGAUCCAAACCAGAGAGAAUGAUGAAGUAAAUACUUCAGGCUGGAACCAGACAGAAACAUUCACCAAUACCAGCAUGGCUCUUAUAUUCACAACACUAAUACCGACUUUUAAAGAAACGCCAAGACCCGAAGAACGUAUUGCACCAUCGUCCGUCAUGACGACAUCAUCCGUUACAAUACCAUUCGCUGCAACGGUCAGCACAUCAGCACCGACGAUAUUAACGCCAUCCAGGCCGGCCAUCAAAGAGGAAGAAAACAAUCUCAUCGAGGUUCCCUUUCAAAUCAGUGGUGUGGACAACGAGUUCCCAGAGGACAACAUCAUUCCUAGAAAAGGGCGCAUCUUCCUGCGUGAACGAACACGCAACAAACGGAUCCAGGAGCUUCUUGAGGAAAAGAGGAACUUUUUACGCCGAAUGAAACGUGCUCAGGGCUUUUAGAGCCUGCUUUCUCUUAUAGACAGAUGUGGCAAUGCUACUUUUAACUCCAUACUUCGUUUUGGUGCUUGUUUUGAGAACUGAAAGGAAAAAAAAUAAAAAUAAAGCACCUGUGUGCUUCCCAAAUUCA
Molecule: messenger RNA, 4394 nt
Organism: Silurus meridionalis
Lineage: Eukaryota; Metazoa; Chordata; Actinopteri; Siluriformes; Siluridae
Product: A disintegrin and metalloproteinase with thrombospondin motifs 2-like
Exons: 24
Coding region: 122-4267 (1381 amino acids)
Biological process (GO): proteolysis; extracellular matrix organization
Cellular component (GO): extracellular matrix
Molecular function (GO): metalloendopeptidase activity
Source: RefSeq, a predicted model, not a curated record